Molecule: messenger RNA, 1523 nt
Organism: Ilex paraguariensis (yerba mate)
Lineage: Eukaryota; Viridiplantae; Streptophyta; Magnoliopsida; Aquifoliales; Aquifoliaceae
Source: the annotation of a GenBank genome assembly
AUGAUGAAAAUUGCAGAGGUUAAGAAUGAUGUUAUGGGUCAGUUCCAUGAUGCUUUGUACCUUGGUGAUAUCCGGGAGCGUAUUAAGAUUCUGGAGAAUGCUGGUCAUCUGCCGCUUGCAUACAUCACAUCCACUGUACACGGUCUUCAUGAUGUUGCUGAACAUCUUGCUGCUGAGUUGGGAGAUAAUGUUCCUUCUUUGCCCAAGGGGAAGUCAGCUUCUCUUUUGAUGCCACCAAGUCCCAUCUCGUGUGGUGGAGAUUGGCCCCUAUUGAUGGUCAUGAAAGGGAUCUUUGAGGGUGGUCUUGAUAAUACGGGAAAGGGUGGACAUGAAGAAUAUGAAGAAGCUGCAGACGCUGACUGGGGUGAUGAAGUGCAUGAAGAAAACGAUGAGGGUGGAUGGGAACUUGAGGAUCUUGAACUUCCGCCCGAUGCUAAUACGCCAAAGAUUAACACCCAUGGACUUUCUUCAGUAUUUACUGCCCCAACACCAGGUAUGCCAACAAGCCAGAUUUGGGUCCAAAAAUCAUCUCUCGCUGCUGAACAUGCAGCAGCUGGAAAUUUUGACACUGCAAUGCGUUUGCUGAACCGGCAGCUAGGAAUAAGGAACUUUACACCGUUGAAACAGUUAUUUAUUGAUCUUCACAUGGGCAGCAAUACCUACUUACGUGCCAUUUGCUCCGCUCCAGUAGUAUCCAUGGCGAUUGAAAGGGGAUGGAGUGAGUCAUCAAGUCCUAAUGUGCGUUGGCUGCCUACACUGGUGUUCAAUUUCUCCCAGUUGGAAGAGAAGCUCAAGGCUGGGUACAAGGCCACAACUGGUGGGAAAUUUACUGAAGCUUUGCAACUUUUUCUAUCGAUUCUGCACACAAUACCUCUUAUUGUGGUUGAGGCACGUAGAGAGGUGGAUGAAGUCAAGGAACUGAUUGUCAUUGUAAAGGAGUAUGUUUUAGGUUUGCAGAUGGAACUUAAGAGAAGGGAGUUGAGGGACAAUCCCGUUCGUCAGCAGGAGCUGGCAGCCUACUUCACCCACUGUAACCUUCAGCUGCCUCAUUUGAGACUUGCUCUGUUGAAUGCUAUGACUGUUUGCUACAAGGCAGGUAAUCUCAAACUAGCGGGUAACUUUGCUAGGCGAAUCUUGGAGACAAAUCCAAGCGCUGAAAACGAAGCUAGAACCGCCCGCCAAGUUCGGCAGGCUGCCGAGAGGAACAUGAGAGAUGUUAACCAACUGAAUUAUGACUUCAGAAAUCCUUUUGUGGUGUGUGGGGCGACAUACAUUCCUAUAUACCGAGGACAGAAGGAUGUCACAUGCCCUUACUGCAGUUCACAUUUUGUUCCCUCGCAGGAAGGGCAGCUUUGUCCUGUGUGUGAUCUUGCAGUGGUUGGAUCUGAUGCGUCUGGAUUAUUAUGUUCUCCUUCCCAGAUCGGAUGAUCUGAAAUUCGUCCCAUGGAUAGGUCAAGCUGGUUCAUUAAUCUAACAAAAAGGUGGGAGUAUUAGACUGCGAGGUGUGUUUUUAAUCAGAUUGU